Molecule: messenger RNA, 237 nt
Organism: Adineta steineri
Lineage: Eukaryota; Metazoa; Rotifera; Eurotatoria; Adinetida; Adinetidae
Source: the annotation of a GenBank genome assembly
AUGAACUUUCAAUCAUGUUAUUUUUGGCUUACUAUUGUACUUCUUUUCUUAUCAUCAUUUGUGACUUAUACUGAGCAAGCACAAACCGAUCGAAAAUGUCUUGCAACAUGUUUGGAUUAUUGUACAAAUGAUUCGCAAAGUGGUAUUCCUCCUGACCUAUGCAGUAACGUUUGCAUGACAACAUGCUAUUCGGCUCGUGGUGAUCUUGGUUCUGAUGAUUCAAUUGAAAAGAAAUGA